Plectropomus leopardus (leopard coralgrouper) is the source of this 2643-nucleotide messenger RNA. Lineage: Eukaryota; Metazoa; Chordata; Actinopteri; Perciformes; Serranidae. The record is from RefSeq and is a predicted model, not a curated record.
AGACACACACAAACUGCGGAGCUAUGACUAAAUGUCUGGAGCAACCACCACAAGAGAGAGACACAAUCUGAGCAGCGCUACUUCACAAUCAGGAAGACGAGAAACUUUUAACGGGAGUCGGCUUUCAUCUCAAGUUUGGGACAAAAAUACAAAAAGGCUCUCAGUUUUUGAGGAGCUGGGCGCUGCUACCUCACAGCCAUGAGUUCCCAGGCAAGCUUUGGCAGCAGCAUGCUGUUCCAGACGAUGAACGAUGACCUGAAUGCAUCGCUGGCUACAGCAGAUGAGUUAUCCAGAGAGUUCAACUCCUUGCUGAAGGAGGCCUCCUCCAGCGAUACCAACAGAAACUCUGGGGUUGAGACCAGCUCUCCAAUCUCCAGAGAGAAGCCUCUGUCUACGGUGCUGUCCAGCACUCCCAUCGCUUCAGGAGAUUUCAGUAGCAGCAGUAAUGGCAGCUCCAGCCCGAUGCCUUACACCCCGAGCCCAACAACCUACCGUUUGCAGGACUCUGUCCUCUACAGCAAUAAAACCGCACCAUCCUCCCCUUCUGUUUAUACCACGAGCCCACGCUCAUCCCCAAAGAUCCAGAGAAGAGCACGCUCUCCGAACCUUCAAACCGGAUACAACAACUACUCAAGCACAGGCCAGCAGAGCCCCAGACAGUCACCUCGCACCCAAAGGCGACAUUCUCCCUCUCCCUCUCGUUACAACAGGAGCCCACGAGGCUCAGUCAGUUACAUAGAUAGAUCCCCUUCUCCAAGCCCCACCGCUGCUCCUUUUGACCAGCUGCCUCGGUCCCCCUCAAUGCACCCCUCCUCCAACCUGCUGAGCCCUCAUGACAGCAGCUCAAUGGGCCGCAGGUCGCCUCGCUCAGGGAGAAGCCGGUCUCCUUUGUCUUUCAAUCAGCCCACGUCCAGCACACUUCCUCGAAACUUUGGUGGUUUCAGGCAACCUGAUGAGGCGGUGCAGAGGCAGAAGAGCCCUGGCAAGUGGAAUGAGACAGAUCUGGAUGUGUCCUACGAGAAGAAACCUCACCACACUUAUGACAAGACAGAGUGGCUGCGGCAGACUGUGCCAAACAGCAACUGGAGGGAAUCCAACCUCGACAGCCCUCCUCCGGCCCCGAGCCCCAAAAAGGAUCCUCGCAUUCAGCCCCUUAUCUAUUCCCAUGGCUCUCUCCCCCGCAGCCCGCGGAUAACAGUACCUCCAGAUGUUUCAUCUCCAGUCCACUCCCCUUACCACCCUCAGCCCAUCAUCUCCCGUAUUUCCAUUCCUCCAACUUCUACUCAGUCUCGUCAGCGCAAGCCAAUCCCUCUCUCUGUCAUCAUGCGUCUCCAAAACCCCCACUGGGGAGCGAUGGCAGCCCACCACCCCAGAGUGCUGGGAGAAGAAGGUGAUAUGGCACCUUACCAACCACCUGCACCCAUCCCAAGGGAAUUCUUCCACCAACCUGUACCUCAGCCGCUGCAACACCCACCUGAGCUCAGACAGCCAGCUGUAUACAUUGAUGCGCUGAACUCAGGGGAUAUAGAUGCAGAGUUGGAGCGGCUGGACUUUGUUCAUCACAGGCCUGUGAUUUCGGAGAACCCAAACACGCCAGAGGAUCGAAGUGAGGGUGCACCCCAAGUUCCCCGGCCCCUCAGCCCCACCAGACUGCAGCCAGUGGUGGCCCCUGAGAGCCAGGUGAUUCCUGACAUGGAGGAGCUGCUCCGCAUCCGGGCAGAAAUCCCCCGAGCCCUGAAGAGACGGGGCUCCCAGGACCCUUCACAGCCCCUGAAGAGUGCCUCCCACUACCAGCCAAACCAGUACAAAAAUCUCAUCGACAAGCUGUUUCGCAGGAAAGAAUCUCGGCAAAAGGGGGAGCAAGGUAGCGAGACCAGCAGCUCCUCAGACGGAGAGGACUUCGCUACACCUCCUGCCCGUCUACCUGACACCUCGGUGCAUCAAGACCUCAAAAACUACCAUUCCAUCCUGCGGCGCUCUAAGCGGGAGCAUAAGAGCUCUGGGAGGCGAGCUCGACUCAGCCCGCUUGUCUUGCUGCUGGACGGAUCAUUGGUGGGAGAACUGGCGGUAGUUCAGAAGGCCGUGCAGGAGAUGAACGACCCGAGUCAACCCAACGAUGAAGGCAUCACCGCCCUUCACAAUGCCAUCUGUGGGGGCCAUUACAACGUGGUGGACUUCCUGGUUCGGAUUGGAGCCAAUGUCAGCGCACCAGACAGCCACGGCUGGUCCCCGCUGCAUUGUGCGGCCUCUUGUAACGACCGUCCUCUGUGUGAGUUUUUGGUGAGGAAUGGAGCUGCUGUGAUGGCCAUGACAGAGAGCGAUGGCGCCAUUGCCUCUCAAAAGUGUGAUCCUUUUGCUGUUGGGUUUGAGGAGUGUGAGAGCUUCCUUAGGGGCAUGGAGGAGGCCAUGGGUGUGGAGAACAGCGGGGUGCUGUACGCUCUGUGGAGCUACCCGGCUCAGGCACCUGAUGAGCUGAGCUUCAAAGAGGGAGACAUGGUCACCAUCCUGCAGAAACCUGAAGGGUCGGAUUGGUGGUGGGCCUCGCUCUGUGGCAGGGAGGGCUUUGUUCACACACAACAACUUUGGGGGUUUGCUGAGGUGGCCAUUCAUGUGGAGAUGUUGCAGCCGCAGCUCUCCAAAUGA